GCCACCGAUCUGAGCCACGCUGGGGCGAGCGCUCGCAGUGCGAGCUGAGUGUGGAGCCCGAGGCGGACGCCGACUGUCCCGGCCCCGGCUGCGGAGCUGCUCCGCCGUCCGCCGCCCCGCGUAGAAGGAAGCAUGCUGGCCGUCGGCUGCACGCUGCUAGUCGGCCUGCUGGCCGCGCCCGCGGUCGCGCUGGUCCUCGGGAGCUGCCGCGCGCUGGAGGUGGCAAAUGGUACGGUGACGAGCCUGCCAGGGGCCACUGUUACCCUGAUCUGCCCUGGGAAGGAAGCAGCAGGCAGCGUUACCAUUCACUGGAUAUACCCUGGCUCACAGAACAGAACAUGGACUACCAUGGGAAACACACUGGUUCUGAGGGCCGUGCAGCUCAGCGACACAGGGGACUAUUUGUGCUUCCUGGAUGGUCACUUGGUUGGGACUGUGCCCUUGCUGGUGGAUGUUCCCCCAGAGGAGCCCAAGCUCUCCUGCUUUCGGAAGAACCCCCUUGUCAAUGCUAUUUGUGAGUGGCGUCCGAAAAGUACCCCCUCUCCAACCACGAAGGCUGUGCUGUUUGCAAAGAAAAUCAACACCACCAAGGGCAAGAGUGACUUCCAGGUGCCCUGCCAGUAUUCUCAGCAGCUGAAAAGCUUCUCCUGCCAGGUGGAGAUCCUAGAGGGUGACAAAGUGUACCACAUAGUGUCACUGUGUGUUGCAAACAGUGUUGGAAGCAAGUCCAGCCACAAUGUACCGUUUCAGAGCUUAAAAAUGGUACAGCCCGAUCCACCUGCCAACCUUGUGGUAUCAGCCAUACCUGGAAGGCCUCGCUGGCUCGAAGUCAGCUGGCAAGACCCUGAGUCCUGGGACCCAAGUUACUACUUCCUGCAGUUCGAGCUUCGAUACCGACCUGUAUGGUCAAAGACGUUCACGGUGUGGCCGCUCCCGGUGGCCCAGUAUCACUGCAUCAUCCAUGAUGCCUUGAAAGGAGUGAAGCAUGUGGUACAGAUCCGUGGGAAGGAGGAGUUUGACCUUGGCCAGUGGAGCGAAUGGUCCCCGGAGGUCACGGGCACUCCUUGGAUAGAACCCAGGACCACUCCGGCAGGGAUCCUCUGGAACCCCACACAGGUCUCUGUUGAAGACUAUGACAACCAUGAGGAUCAGUACAGAAGUUCUACAGAAGCAACCAGUGUUCUCGCCCCAGUGCAAAAAUCCUCAUCUGUAUCCCUGCCCACAUUCCUGGUAGCUGGAGGAAGCCUGGCGUUUGGGUUGCUCCUCUGUGUCUUCAUCAUCUUGAGACUCAAGAAGAAAUGGAAGUCACAGGUUAUGAAGGAAAGCAAGAUGACUUCUCCUCCACCCCCACCGUAUUCCUUGGGACCUCUGAAGCCGACCUUCCUUCUGGUUCCUCUCCUCACCCCAUCAGGGAACCAUAACAGCUCUGGAUCGGACAACACUGUAAGCCACAGCUGCCUGGGUGUCAGGGACACACAGAGCCCUUAUGACAACAGCAACAGAGACUACUUAUUCCCCAGAUAAUCGUCUGGAUGGUACCUGGCAGCUGGCUUGGCACCACUAGAUCGGUACACAGGUUUCUCACUGCCUGGGUUGGGGGUGGUGCCGGCAGGGCUGCAGCUUCACUGUCCCACAAGAGCUGGGCAAACAAAAGCUCUGAGUGGGUGAAGACUGGUGUGCUGCCUAGGAUCCGAAGGAAGGGGCUGUGAGGAACACAGGCCAUCAUGAAGAGAGCCUGCGAUGACUCUGAAUGGAGACACCCGUCAGCUAUGCACCUGAUGGUGGCUCACAAGCUGGAAGCCUCAGGAAGGGGUGCCAAAGGCUGCCCCAGUUGCCUAGCUCUGGCUCACUGUCCCAAGCCACCUUUUAACUUGAACUCCUAAAGUCCAAGCCCCUUUGCCAUUCUCUUUCUGAGGCCACUGAGGCCUGGAGGAAGCUUGAUUCUACUUUCCUUCGCAACACCUGGAAAGCAGCCGGAAAAGCAGCUGACCCGGUGCUGGUGACUAAUAACUCAGGGUCCGAUGGUUUACGUGGAAUGACAAUGAAUUUCUCAUAAGCAGUUUUUAAAUGUGAAUGAUAAUCCUAGGCACUGCUGGCUGUGGAGGUUUUAUUUUCUUCUUCGAUCUCAGGAGAAAAGCAGAACGGAAGCAGAGAGAGGAUGGGUGUCCACUGUCCAUGUGGAACUCGAGGGGGAUACAGCUUGGAAAUCACAUGUCCUGUGCCCCUACUCUCCCAGAAGAGGGAUGGUGGUAGGGGGUGCCUCUUCCAGGGCAGAAAGUGCAACUACUUUACCCCAGCUUUGCCCAUACUGGUUUCAACUGGACUUGAGACGACAUUCAUGCAAAAAGAAAACUAGCUAGCAAGAAUGCACUUUCAUUUUGGUUUUUAGGGAACUCUUGACUGUUUCUCUUGAGACCUUGGGAGAGGCCGCUCACUGCACGCUGGUGUGUGAGCCCUCACCCCCACCCCUGGAGGGCCAAGUGCAGUAACUUUAGCCCAAACGCCAAGUCAAGUGAAAAUCAAGAAAAAAAAAAAAAAAAAAACACUGUUUCUUAUAACAGAAAAGCCUUUGGUUUCGUUUCGUAUUUUGAUUUUUUUUUUGUCUUAAAAAGUGUAAAAAUAGUCUGUCCGUACUCUGCUUCGGGGAAUGAGCCUGUGAAUACCCCCAGGCGUAGGCAGGAAGGGUGUCUGCUUCCUGCUACACCUCAGCGUCACCUCGGCCUUCCUUGCUUUACUUUUGACUGAGCCACCUCAGUUGCUUUCCCCUGGGGCUUUGAAGAAUCUAGAGAUGUUAGUGGUCACUGAGGAGACCACAGAGCCACAGAGCCACAGAGCCACAGAGCCACAGAGCCACAGAGCCACAGAGCCACAGAGCAGUGCGGCCAUUAAAGUGAGCUACGCAACCACAACACCCCACGUCUGCCGUCCUACAGAAUUAUGCUAGUAGCUUGUCUUUUCAGAAAAUACCACCACCACAAGACGGGGCAGAGCUCAGAAGCUGUCACCCUGUGCCAUCUGCUUGCCAUCUCCAAGGGGCCACUGACUUAAGCAGUUAGAUAUUUUUUUUGCGGGCUUUUGUACAUUUCAGGGCUUGUUGCUGUCUUAGAAAAAGCUCUGGAGGUUGACAAAAAAAAAUCAAGCAGGUAUUCAUGUUUAUUUUUUUUUCCUUCUUUCCUCCUUUGCUAAGUUUUUGGGACCCAAGGGUAGCAAAAAUGUUGUGAAGGGGAAAUAUCAGAAACAGCAAUCUUCAGAGGACAGGUGCCUAUGCCCACGCACAGUUCUUCAGUCUCUCACCAGGGCUCUGCCCGAAAGCUGUUACCCAAACAGACCAGGCAGAGCGGAAGAUCGAAACCCAGAUAGCUCAUUAUCUCUGAACGCUAAAUAGCUUUGAUCUCCAAGUUGUUAUUGCUCUCACUGUUGUUGUUACAGGAUAGCCUCCCCCAGCCCCAUAUCAAAAGGAUGCUUUUUCCUUUUGACGUUUUUCUUUUUAAUAAGCUAAGUCAAUGAAGUCUGUUUCGUCUGAGCUCCAGUUCACACAGGUGUAUGCCCUCAGCUGCUCUUGGACUCAAAUCUGUGCUAGCUGAAUGGGUGUCCCAUCUUGGGUCACUCUUACUGGAGUUUCUGUUGCCCACAGACUGCCUUGUCAACAGUACCACUUACCACCAGCAUUCAGUAGCCAGGCUGCCAGAUGUGGAGGGUUUAGACAGAUGUUCUAAACGUGAUCUUUGUUUCUUCUGGCAUUAGUGAAAUAGCUUUAAACUAUUUCAAGGGAGAAGCCUUGGCCACACCCAUGACGUUUGGUGACAGUCCUUUCUCUCCAUGAGCCUUGCCCUCGAACCUUCUCACCUGGCUGAAAGCUCACACUGAAUCUUUUCUAUGUCCCUGGUGUCUUGGGAGAAAGGAAACUGGUGUGGGCUUUCCUGCUGGAAUUGUCUUGGAGCCAGUGUAGAGCAGAGCCCAGCAGGCUGGGCCCUGGUUCAUUAUGGCGUGCCGGUUUAAGGAAUGCCUGGCUUGCCUAGUUGCUUGGGUUCUGAGCUGCAGAAUUUCCUAAGCAGUUCUUUAUGGCUGACCUAGUUGGGGAAGAUUCCCACACUCAACUGCAGGUGGAGGUGGUUUCUGAAAACAGAAACCUGUUCUCAUGUGGAGAGAAGGAUCAUCCCAAGAGCCUUUUCUUUGGUCCAGCCUACAGUGAGGUCUGGUGGGAGGAAGCAGGCCAGCUGGUUCAGGUUCUGAGGCUGGCGCUGGGGAGGGUCUGCCAAAGGUCUCCCCAGCCUCUAGUGCUAGUGUAGUUGGGUGCCAGUUCCAGGAAGUUUCUAUGGCAACCUUAACACUUACUAAGGAACACUGUCAGUUUUGUGAACAUAUGCUUGGAUGGAGAUCUUGUUUUCAGGGAAAGGACUGGUACAGUGUGUAGCAAACUGGAAUGGACAGAGAGACUUUUUGGCAAGAGAUCACGUCCGUUAAACAGGAUACCUCAAUGCUACAUGUUUUUGUCUCUGAGACAAUAGUUUUAAGGUUUUUACGCUCUGUUACCUGUAAGCUGAUACCUGAGACUUUCUGCAAAGUCAGUGUUUUUCAAUGCCUUUUUUUUUUUUUUUUUUUUUUGCCAUUGUUUGCUUUAAAGUGAAAUUUGUAACAGUUUGAAAUAAAUAAUUUCUAA
Molecule: messenger RNA, 4660 nt
Organism: Arvicanthis niloticus (Nile rat)
Lineage: Eukaryota; Metazoa; Chordata; Mammalia; Rodentia; Muridae
Gene: Il6r
Product: interleukin 6 receptor
Biological process (GO): cytokine-mediated signaling pathway; immunoglobulin mediated immune response
Cellular component (GO): membrane; external side of plasma membrane
Molecular function (GO): cytokine receptor activity; protein binding
Source: RefSeq, a predicted model, not a curated record